AUGACAGAAUUGGACUGUGCAAACCUGCCCUACCUACGGUGUGUGGCCAAGGAGUCACUCAGAUUGCACCCUCCAACCCCACUCAUGCUUCCUCACCGUGCCAGUACGAAUGUGAAGAUUGGAGGGUACGACAUCCCCAAGGGCUCAACUGUGCACGUCAACGUGUGGGCAGUUGCUCGUGACCCCGAGGUGUGGAAGAACCCCUUGGAGUUUCGGCCGAGGUUACUUGAGGACGAUGUUGAGAUAAAAGGACAUGAUUUUAGGCUUCUGCCAUUUGGUGCUGGGAGGAGAAUAUGCCCGGGCGCACAAUCCAUGCUAGGUCGCCUUCUGCACCACUUCAAACGGGGUGAGCCUAGAAGCCAUCAACAUUGCAGAGAGACCUGGCGUGGUCACCUUCAUGGGCACUCCGUUGGAGGCAGUGGCUACUCCGAGAUUACCGGGGAACUUGUACCAACGUGUCGCGGUUGA
Molecule: messenger RNA, 468 nt
Organism: Salvia splendens (bonfire salvia)
Lineage: Eukaryota; Viridiplantae; Streptophyta; Magnoliopsida; Lamiales; Lamiaceae
Product: cytochrome P450 98A2-like
Exons: 1
Coding region: 1-468 (155 amino acids)
Molecular function (GO): monooxygenase activity; heme binding; oxidoreductase activity, acting on paired donors, with incorporation or reduction of molecular oxygen
Source: RefSeq, a predicted model, not a curated record